CCAUAGGUAGAACUCUUUUGUCAAGUGAGGUAAUUUUAUAUCUUGUUACAUUAUUCUGUUUAUUUGGCGGUAAGCACAUGGUGCAGCAAAGUCAGGAAAACCCUCAUAUAUUACGAAAAUAAGGCACAAGGAGUUUCACGGUGAAGUUUGGUACUGUUUGUGACUCUGCGGCGGGAAUACCCGUAUUUUUGUUCUACAUUAAACUUCAUCAGUCAAAACCAAGUCAACCUUGUUUUAUCUACGAGAGGGUCGAUCCAUAACCGCACAUCUCUGCCGUAACAGUGAAACUCCUUCCGAGGAAUCGUAAAACGGUGAGUGUGACCUAUGGAAGCCUGAAGACGCCAUUACCGAUGCUGUGAUUGAACGUAACUGCGACAUAUGAUGUUUCUUUGAUGAUGUGUAACUGUGAACGAAAUAUUUGCGAUUUAUAGUGAUAACAUUGCGAUUUAUAUUGAUGAUAUUGACUGGUUUAAAAUUGUAUGGCGGCACGUUUGCGGUAUAAGGUGACAAUUUUUAACAUAACAUUUUGUGUUUGAAUGUGCAAAUAACUGGUUAAACUUUAUUGCUAUAGCAAUAAUAUCUGUGCAUAUGAACAAUCAUCAGAACUGUUCUGUAGAUCUGAACUGCAUUGACACUUUAUUGCAACCGUUUAUUUUACAUGUUUUACAAUUUACAUGUUUUGUAGUCAGUGUUUAUGCAUGUGUACAUGUAUUUACCUCAUGUGCUAAGGGAAGGUUCAGAUAUUUUAUUGCAACACUUUAUUGCAUAAUAGCUACAGGGAUUUAGCAUUCUAUUGUUUGUAAGUGCAGUCUUACUCUCUGUGUUACAAAUAUGUCGGACGACGGGACGCCUUAUACAGAUGCAUUUUCAUUUAUUUCUCCCGAAUCAAGGAACGAAGCGAACACAGAUCACGACAGAGAAAAUACUGAAGAAACCUCUGAAGGAGCUGCUAAGGACUCUGAACAAGCAAACCAGACCUACACAUUAAGGCCGCGUGAUCGCAAGAUGACCCCGAAAGGUUUAGAUUGGCAAGUCGAUAAGAUAUGCUCAGACUUUAAGCUUCAUGUUUCAAGAUGGCGGAAGUGUGCCUCUUCUAUUGAAAUUCUUAUCUCGGAUUCGAGUGAUACCAAGCACAUUAGACGAGAAAGAGACAUUCUUAUGAACAUUAUGACUACUCUAAGUGAAAUUUAUGAUAGGCUGAAACAAACACUUACCAAUGAAGAAGAUGUGAAGUACAGAGACUUAUUAGAUCAGUAUCAGGGAAGAUUAGAGAUUACUUCUGGAGAUAAUCAUACAUUAAUGAGAGACAUCUCAAACUGUUUAAGAGAACUAGAGUGUGACUCGGUUUCCAGGGCUUCGAGUAGAUCACACAACAGUCGUACAUCAAGGUCAUCGAGGCAUUCCAAUACGUCCCGGGGUUCUAGAGAGUCGAUAGAUACAGUCAUAGAGGCAGCGGCCCUGAAGACAAAACUGAAGUAUAUUGACACGGAGGCAAAACACAAAGCAGACCUUGAAAGGAUCAGAGUCCAGAAGGAGCUUGAUAUAGCCCAGGCUAAGUUAGAAGCACUUGAGACUUUGGAGGAUACUGGACCAUUCUUAUACAGUGACUUUAAACAUUCCGUCCCGGAGCUUGACUCCAAGGAGCAUGUUAAAAGAUUUAUUGAUACUCAGGUCAGGCCAGAAGAGGAUAAGGCCAAGAUAGAACCAGUGUCUCAAGCGCCUCCAAUUCUGCAUAGGAACCUCAUGCUGCCUACGUUCACUUCUCCACAAACACAGCAGGAAAAUGUUGCCACCAGUAAUGCAUCAAGAGUUCCGCUAAGCAACGUAGACUUGCAGUCACUUAGUAAUCCUACACCGCCUAGUAGUGGUCUUAGACCUACGGAGCAAGGCUUAUUAGAUCUGGCUACUUCACUAGCGAAGCAAGUUAGUCUAGGUCGUUUACCUCCUCCUGAACCUACAAUUUUCCUAGGAGAUCCUUUGAAGUACCCUAGCUGGAAGGCAUCAUUUCAGACACUCAUAGAACAACGUCAGAUUCCAGCAUCAGAAAGGAUUCAUUACUUAAAGAAGUAUCUGGGUGGAUCAGUUAAAGACGUUGUAGAAAACUAUUUUCUACUGUCGACAGAUGAUGCAUAUGAGGAGGCGAAAGGACUAUUAGAACAAAGAUAUGGUAAUGCGUUUGUUGCCAAUGCAUUCCGAGACAAACUGGAGAAAUGGCCGAAGGUAGGACCAAGAGAUGGUGUUGGGCUGCAGAGAUUCGGCGACUUUCUCAAACAGUGCUACACAGCUAUGCAGGGCAUUGGGAGCUUAAACAUCCUCAACGACGAGAGAGAAAACAGACGAUUACUAAGCAAACUACCAGACUGGCUAGUAACAAGAUGGGGUAGAAUUGCCACUCAAUACAAAGAAGAGAGGAUGGAAUUUCCUCCAUUUAAGAACUUCAUGGACUUCAUAGUUAAAGAAGCUAAGAUUGCAACAGAUCCUAUAACCUCGAUAGAGUCUGUGAAGAAGUCUGAACUCGCCCAUACAGAGCCGAGUAAACCACGACCUGAUUUCAAGGCACGACAGCGAGGUACAGCUGACUAUGGAAAACGGUCUUUCCUGACAGAUGUUGAUGAGGAUCAGGUUGCAAAUGUGAAUGUUGCAAAUAGGAGUGACAGAAGAAGAAAUUGUGUUUUGUGUGAAGGAAAUCAUGAACUAGAUGACUGUAAACAGUUCUUAACGAAGAGUUUGGAAGGAAGAAAACAGUAUGCGAAACAGAAAGGUCUUUGUUUUGGAUGUUUACAUGCGGGUCAUUUAUCAAGGAAGUGUCGUCAGAGAAAAAGAUGCAGAACUUGUUCCAAGUUCCACCCGUCAUCCUUACAUGGGGACGUAUAUCAACGAGGACAGCACCAGAUGGUGGAGGAUAUUAAGACAGUAGUGUCAAAGGAGAGUUCAUCAGGAACAACACUCAUGAAUCACUCUGGAGCAUCUAGUAAAAGUACCAUGAUACUUCCAGUGUAUGUUUCACAUAAAGAGAACCCAGAUAGAGAGAGGUUAGUUUAUGCACUACUCGACACACAGUCGGAUACCACCUUUAUUCUAGACAAGACUUCAAAGGCCCUUGGACUUGAAGGAAAACCUGUGAAGCUCAUGCUUUCUACCAUGUAUGCAGAGAAUAAAGCUGUAGAUAGUUGUAAGAUUGGAGGACUUCUUGUGCGUGGUUUCAACAGUGAACAUAGGAUACCAUUACCGGAAACGUACACAAGAGAGAUCAUGCCUGCCAACAGAUCUCAUAUUCCGACACCGGAAAUUGCAAGAAGAUGGCCUCACUUGGAAGUUAUUGCAGAUGAACUUCUACCUCUUGCUGAUUGCGAGGUUGGAUUACUUAUUGGCUACAACUGCGUGAAGGCUUUGACGCCUAGAGAUGUUAUCGUUCCAUCCGUAGACGGACCUUAUGGUCAACGCACUGACUUGGGGUGGAGUGUAAUAGGCAUAGUAGAGAAUGACUGUUCAACGGAAUGGGAUGAGGACCCCAUAGGAAUUAGUCAUCGUAUUGUUGCGUGCGAUGUGCCUACAGAACUUUGCAGAUCUGAAGUUUCAAGACCAGGCUCCACCGUCACCAAAAUUUUCAAAUCCCUCAACUCAUUCCUCAACGCAAAUCCUCAACAGAAACAUGCAUAA
This is a messenger RNA of Magallana angulata, 3660 nucleotides long. RefSeq lists its product as uncharacterized. Lineage: Eukaryota; Metazoa; Mollusca; Bivalvia; Ostreida; Ostreidae. Gene Ontology annotation, molecular function: nucleic acid binding; zinc ion binding. The coding region runs from base 832 to 3660 and encodes 942 amino acids. The record is from RefSeq and is a predicted model, not a curated record. The transcript is spliced from 2 exons.